Messenger RNA from Chlamydomonas reinhardtii, 5659 nucleotides. RefSeq lists its product as uncharacterized. NCBI's taxonomy places the organism in Eukaryota, Viridiplantae, Chlorophyta, Chlorophyceae, Chlamydomonadales, Chlamydomonadaceae. The transcript is spliced from 7 exons. Bases 175 to 4785 code for a protein of 1536 amino acids. The record is from RefSeq and is a predicted model, not a curated record. Gene Ontology annotation, biological process: protein phosphorylation. Gene Ontology annotation, molecular function: ATP binding; protein kinase activity.
CGUAUUCCCACGCGAGUCAAUUACGUUUGACUACAAAUAGCUCAUAUAAGCUGUAACAAUUAAGUCGCGCGUGAGAGGCGGCACAUACGAGGCGCGGCGACAGAAUGCCUGUAGCUCGGUGAAACCGGCCUGAGGAGCUGAGCGCUAAGACGGUGCCCCAUCCACGGCAUCGUCAUGAGCUUUAUAUGUAAAGUUCUACGAAGUGCUUUGUUGCUACUUCUGCUCGCUGGGAGCUUGCUUGACGCCGCUUGGGCCCAGCCGGCGGCGUCCCCGCCUCCGGGAGGGGGCUGGCCCCUGUCAGCGCCACCGCCGCAGUCAGUCUCGGAUGUUGCAAAGACGCCAGAGACCAUCAUGCAGCUGCGGGGGCUGACCGGCAUACGCUCCUGCGCGGAGCUGCAGCCGAUGUUCCUGGAGCUGCUGGACAGCGGCAACAUAUUCUCUCGCAACCAGCUCUGCUACGUCGGCCGGGAGGUGUUGACAGACGGAAGCGAGGACCUGAGCGACCCCGGACUGCAGCAGCUAUCUCCGCCGUCGCUGCCGCUAUCGCUGACUGCGCCCAGUCCGCCGUCGCUGUCGUCUUUCGUACUGUCCGCUGUCCUGCCGUCACUCGAAAUGGCGCAGCGUGCGAUUGCGAGCCUUGGUACGGACACGGGCGCAGACGUGAGCACCUUCAUGCAGGUGGCGGGCAUGCCAUGCGGCGGUGCACUCCUGGCCACCACGCUGACGGAGGACCAGGACACCGCCACUGUGUACACCUUCAGCUGCGACGGCACGCUGUCAGUGCCGGGCAGCGUGGCGUCGCUGGUGCUGCCGGCCAUGUGCUGCGCCACCAACGUGCCGCGGCCGCCCAAACGCCACACGCCACCACGGCCGCCGCCGGUGCUUCCGCCGUGGCGCGCGCUGCCGGACCCGCCCUCGCCGGAACCACCCUCGCCGCAGCCGCAUCCACAGCUCCCCACCCGCCCGCCUCGGCCGCCGACGCGCCGCUACCCGCCACCAGCAGCAGUGCCGGGCGCGCCGCAGCUAACUCUCUUCGUAAUGGCAGACCCGCAGCGCCUGCUCUGCGCCAAGCUGCUGGCGGCGUGCGAGACGCUGGCGCAGCCGUAUGGCCUGCUGAACGGCAAGUACGGCUGCUACGCCAGCAACGAGCUCUCCUCCUCAGGCAGCACCACGCCUAUGCCACGCUACGGCUCCGCUGCGCCACUGCCUAGUGCGUACACCGCCUCGAACGAGUCCCUGGCAGUGAACGGCACAGGCGCAAACAGCACGGAUCUGGUACUUGCGGUUCCGUACAUGAUCGUGACAGCGACGUGGCCGGCACGGCUGUACAGCCGGUCAUUUCGGCGCAUGCAGGCGGCGCUGCCCAGCAGCGUGGAGGUGUUUGCCAGCCUGGGUGCCGUGCCCUGCAACACGGAGGUGAGGGCGGUGCUGCUGAGCACUACCGGCAUGGUGCACCGGGAGGAGGCGUACGGCUGCAGCAAUGCGCUACCUGCGGUGUAUACAGCGCUGCUGGAGCAGGAUGGGCUCAAGGUGGUGCCCAGGGUGCUGCUGUGCUGCCGGCCCCCGCCAGCACCAGUGCCUCCCAACGCGCCGCCACCGGGCGGUCCGGCACUGCCGCCGCCAGUGCACCCACCCCCGGGACCCUUCACGCCGCCCAGCCCGCCAGGCGCGCCGCCGCCGGGGCUGAUAAUUGAGCUGGCGCCGCCGCCGCAACCGCCGAGUCCACCGCGCUCCCCUUCACCCCCGCCUCCACCACCGCCUCCGCCUCCACCGCCCCCGCCGUUUCCCGGCUAUGAGGAUCACGUAAGCACCCAUCCGCGGCCGCCACCUGGGCGCGUCCAGAACGGCCAAGAGUGGUUCCCACCGCCGCCUCCUAGCAUCUCUUACACCUCUGCAAAUUUAUCAACGGGUGCCAUCGUGGUCAUAGCGGCGCUAGCUUCGGCGGCGUUCGUGUCUACGCUGGUCGUAGUGUUUGUCCUGUACCGCCGCCGCAGCCUUGGCGGAGCUGGCGCCAACAAGAGCGGCCCCGCGCCGGGCCCUGGUCCAGCGCCUGCCGCACCGGCAAGCUCAGAGGGGUACCAGGCGCAGCACGAGUCCGGUGCCGCUGCUGACACCGCCUGGGUCGGCAUCUCGCUUACGGACGGUGACAGCACCUACCACCAACUGGCACACCCGCUGCAGCAGCAGGACAAGCAGCACGUGGAGCAGCUGCUGCAGCAGGCGCAGAAGAAGCAGCUGAGCACGAAGCGGGCCGACGGCGGACUGCUGGCCUACCAGUCCUCGCUGGAAUCGCAGGUGUCCGUGGCGGGCACGGGCGUGGCGCUGGGGGGUACCACCAGCAUUGGCACGGAGGCGGCGGCUAGCGGUGGUGUGGCCUCGCCGCAGUGGGUGGUGCUAUACCCGGGCGGCGGCGAGGCUGGGCUUGACCCGCACCGCGUGUCAGUGCUGUUGCCUGAGGGCGACAGCGUGGCUGUGAUUCGCGCAUCGCCACAUCGUGCGCUGCCUGCCCCUGUGUGGCAGCAGCAAGAGGCAGCAGCUGUGGAGGGAGGCGUUGCAGGGGACACGCUAGCGGCCGCGGCUGCGGCGCUGGAGGGUUGCGGUGGGGACAGGGCCCCGGGCGCGAGCAGCUUCGGUGUAAUGGAUGUGUUCCGGGAAGCGGCGCAGAACAUCUGCCUGUCAAACGCAACCAGCGCCGCACCAUCUGCAGCUGGCCUGCUUGCAGCAAACGGGCUCAGCGCCGUCCCGUCCAGCCUCCCGCCACUUUCACCCGGCGCGCUACACGGCGCUGCAGCUAGCGCUUCCCGGCAGCCCACAGGUGUCGCCGCGACGCCGUUCCAGCGUACACCCAGAGUGGGCGGCGUUAGCGCGGGGAGCGGCUGCCCACAGCCCGCUGCUUUGGUUGGACCGGUGCAACCGAUGGCGUCUCGGGCCUUUUCCAGCGGCUCCCCCGGCACACCCGGGUCCGUACCACCUGCUACCAGCGCCUUUGCGCCCUCACCGGCCCGGCACCCGGCGUCAUCUUCCAUGCGCCGUCGUGAAGCGCCUUGCGAGCUGACGCUGCAGGACCUGUUUAUGCAGUCGCCGCUCACUGGCGCCUACUUGGCCACGCCACCUACCAGCAGCGGUGGCGCGCCGCCCAGCCCGCCGCGGCACGCAGCCUCCGAGCCGCAGACGCCGCAGCGGCCGGUCCCUGCUGCCGCCGCGCCAACCGCAACGCUUGAGCGGCUGUCUGUGCAGCUGGCCAUGAACAUAGCGCGGCUCUCCAGAGCAACGCCGAGCGGCGACUUAGGUAUGCGGUCAAGCGCACUCAGUGGUCUGCCAACGGUGGCGCACGGCGGCUCUCAGGCAUCGUCGGUUGCGCGCCUGCAGCGGUGGCGCACAUACACGGAGGGCCUCGGCCGCGGUGUGGCAGCAGCGCUGAGCGGCCUGGCGUGUGGCUCGGCAGCGCUGCACGACGUAGUCAGCGGCGGCGAUGGCGCCCCAGAGCAGCGGGAGGACGGGCUGGCAAACGUGAAUCACAGCAGUGCCGGCCGACGCAACUACAGCAGUGGGUCGCAGCCGGUGUCGGACUCCGCCUCAGGGGCACCCUCGGGGUUAGAAUCAGGCAGCAUAUCGGGUAACGGCACGACGCUGUCGAUGCGGUCGUCGCAAGGCACGGCGGGUGCAGUAGCGGUCUUGUCAGAUGCAGAGGGCGCCGCUGGCCACCCGCCUGCCAAAACAGGCGGGGUCGCCGGUUUGUCACCCACCCACGACAGCGCUUUGCCACCACUACCGCCGACGCGCUCGCGCGGAAUACCAGCGGCAGCGGACACAAGCGCGAGUGCAGCGACAGCGACCACGGCCGGGGCAGCUGGCAGCAGCGGGCAAGCUGUGCUGCUGCCGGCCCCCGCUGACCCCCACUUGGACCUGGACAUCAGCCCGCGCGACCUCAAGCUGCAGGCCGACGGGCUGCUGGGCGCCGGCGCGUUCGGCUCAGUGUACCGUGGCCGUUUCCGGGACCAGCCCGUGGCGAUCAAGGUGCUGCACCAUCUGCACCUGCAGCAGCCCAUGCCGGGUGGCUCGCCGGGUGGGCCUGGCGGCGCACUGCCGUACAAGGACAAGGAAGUGGAGUCGUUCCGGCAAGAGAUCGCCAUCCUGGCAUCACUGCGGCACCAAAAUAUCGUGCGCGUGCUGGGCGGCUGCGCGCACGCCGGGCGGCCCUUUUUGGUGAUGGAGUUGCUGCCGCGCUGCCUGCACAAUGUCAUCCAUGGCGCCAACAGCCGCCUGCCACUCAGCGAGGUGCUGCGGAUUGCCACGGACGUGGCGCGCGGCCUGCGCUACCUGCACCCCGCCAUCGUGCACCGCGAUUUGAAACCGGCCAACAUCCUGCUUGAUGCCACCGGCACUGCCAAGAUUAGUGACUUCGGGCUGGCGCGCUACCACCUCAAGCCCUACAUCAGCACGCAGCAGCCAGACGCGGGCAGCGUCGCUUACACCGCGCCCGAGGGCUUUGACCCUGCCAUUGGCCGUUUGUCUUCGAAGUGCGAUGUCUACUCCUUCGGCGUGCUCCUCUGGGAAAUGAUCACUCAGGAGCACCCCUGGAGUGGCGAUUCCAACGUGGCCAUCAUUUACCGUGUGGCCGUGCACCGCAUGCGCCUGCCCGUGCCCGCCGACCUGGCCGUGUGCCCGCCCCGCCUGGCGACGCUGCUGGAGGCUUGCAUGGCGUACCGCCCGGCGGACCGGCCCGACAUGCGACACGUGCUGGGCGAGCUGGAGGCUAUGAGCACGGUGGCGGUGCGCCACUGAACUGAUGCGUGCGGUGCGCGGGGGUUUGCACUUGGCACGAUUGAUUAUUGGGUGGGAGUGGGCGCUGUGUGGACAGCAGAAAUAAAUGGUUACAGCAUGUGCAGUAUGUAUUGAAGCGGGCCUUGACUGUGACCUUGUUUCGGUUGCGAGACAGAACGUGCCUCUAAUGGUAGGGCUCUGACGACUGUGGGGAAAGUUGUGCAAUAGUCUGUGGUUCAACAGUCCUUAGCCGCGGCACCCUGUGAUUCGGGGACGCUAGCACGUACCGAUUGCAACCUUCCUCGUGUGUGACCCGCAACCGAUUCGUGUUGAUCCCUGUGACCUUCGACCAGGACAGUGACACCAAUAGUCUCGUGCCUUCUGUUGUGGGGCUUAGCUCACGGCAUAUACAAUUUAUUGUGGAGCUGCAUUAGAUUCCUUCUUGUCAUUGAUUUGUGGCGAGGGGCGCAUGACUUACUGAGUGUAGACCGCCAGCCGCCUGGCUAUGUGUGGAUGUGUGCAAGGAUUCAUGUGCUUGGGGGGAAUUAGACACAGUUCUACACAGGCUAGUGUAAAUGUUGCAGUUGGUUCGUGCGCAAGCCAGUUAUGAAUGCAAUUGAUCGUUCAUAUGGUUAUGGCAACGACGCGAUGUGGUGACUAGCCAUCUUUGCCCUAGUACACCAUGGGGGCAUGUCACACCCGUGGAGGGCACUGUAACACGGCGGGCGGCCGGUUGCAGUACGUGUGAGUUCGAGUUUGAGGGCAGAGUUUUACCCCUAUCCAAAAGCCUUUGCAUUUGAAUACGCGCUGACAGCCCAGCAUGUCUUGGGAUGCCCGUGAUGUUCGGACCUGUUCCUUGCACAGCGUGUUUUCCCACGUGUAACCAUUCAAGAAU